Messenger RNA from Funneliformis caledonium, 167 nucleotides. The record is from the annotation of a GenBank genome assembly. NCBI's taxonomy places the organism in Eukaryota, Fungi, Glomeromycota, Glomeromycetes, Glomerales, Glomeraceae.
UAGAUAGUUUAUCUAACGAAAUUUGUCAUUUAUCUUCCCAUUUAUCUCGCAAUUGGCAUCGAUAUCGAGAUCUUGAAGUAGAAUAUGAGAGCCUUUUAUUUCAAUACAAUUGUGCAAAAGCUGAUAUUAAUCACCUUCAAAGUUAUGAAGAUGUCCAAUCAGUCUAA